Telopea speciosissima is the source of this 1047-nucleotide messenger RNA. RefSeq names its product L-galactose dehydrogenase. The record is from RefSeq and is a predicted model, not a curated record. Gene Ontology annotation, cellular component: cytosol. Gene Ontology annotation, biological process: L-ascorbic acid biosynthetic process. Gene Ontology annotation, molecular function: L-galactose dehydrogenase activity. The transcript has 5 exons. NCBI's taxonomy places the organism in Eukaryota, Viridiplantae, Streptophyta, Magnoliopsida, Proteales, Proteaceae. The coding region runs from base 56 to 1024 and encodes 322 amino acids.
UGGCGAAGACUAUCGCCAGCUUGAGCCCUGAAAGUGAAAAACGCUGGAAACGACGAUGUCAACUGAAGCGAAGGUCGAGCUUCGGGAGCUCGGGAACACAGGCCUCAAAGUCAGCUGCGUUGGCUUCGGUGCCUCUCCUCUCGGCAACGUCUUCGGCCAAGUCCCUGAAGAAGAAGCCAUUGCUUCCGUCGGUGAAGCGUUGCAUCUCGGCAUCAAUUUCUUUGACACCUCUCCGUAUUAUGGAGGAACGUUGUCAGAGAAGGUCCUCGGGAACGCUCUGAAAGUUUUAGGGGUGCCGAGAAAUGAGUUUAUAGUGUCGACAAAGUGCGGACGCUACGUUGAGGGUUUCGAUUUCAGCGCAGAGAGAAUCACGAAGAGUAUCGACGAGAGCUUGGCCAGAUUGAAACUGGAUUAUGUGGAUAUACUGAACUGCCAUGAUAUCGAAUUUGGGUCUCUUGACCAGAUAGUAAACGAGACGAUCCCUGCACUUCAGAAAUUGAAGGAAGCAGGAAAGAUUCGCUUUAUUGGUAUAACCGGACUUCCAUUGGGUAUUUUCACUUACGUGCUUGAUCGAGUGCCUCCUGGUUCAGUCGACGUGAUUCUGUCCUAUUGCCACUACGGCAUUAAUGAUUCCACUCUUGAAGAUCUGCUUCCUUACUUGAAGAGCAAGGGGGUUGGUAUUAUCAGCGCUUCUCCACUUUCAAUGGGCCUUCUCACGGAGAACGGUCCGCCUGAAUGGCACCCAGCUUCGCCAGAACUCAAGUCUGCAUCCAAAGCUGUGGUAGCCCAUUGCAAGGCAAAAGGGAAGAAUAUUUCAAAGUUAGCUUUGCAGUACAGCUUGUCAAAUAAGGAAAUUUCUACUGUGCUGGUUGGCAUGAACUCCGUUAGACAGGUGAAGGAAAAUGUUGCUGCUGCUUUGGAACUCACUUCCGUUGGGAAGGAUGAGGGAACUAUUGGGGAGAUCCAAGGUAUUCUAGAACCUGUGAAGAAUCAGACAUGGCCCAGUGGUAUCCAACAGGGUUAAGUAUGCUUGUAUGAAUUUGCUGG